This is a messenger RNA of Pelodiscus sinensis (Chinese soft-shelled turtle), 1135 nucleotides long. Lineage: Eukaryota; Metazoa; Chordata; Testudines; Trionychidae. The record is from RefSeq and is a predicted model, not a curated record.
UCAACAUUAUUUUAAAAUAAUUCAUGUUUCUGUGUAGACAUACUCUCAGAAAGCAAUUUUGGGCAACUGCUCUUCUGCUCCGAAUGGUUGCAUUCUGACUUACUUCACUGUGUGUAGGUCCAUUGUUGUGGUUAUUGAGAAGACUGUUUUUGACUAUUCUAGCUCUUUUUAAAAUCUUCAUAGCAUUUCCAUGUCAUCUUAUAUUUGUUUCAUACUAGUAUGAGAAGAUGUUCUUUGUAGGAGGGGGAAAUAAAAAUCAUUUCAUUUUCUAGUUUUUCAGAGAACUGAAAAAAUGUCUGGAUUUCUUGAGAGCAUGAGAUGUUCAGAGUGUGUUGACUGGGGAGAAAAGCGAAAUACAAUUGCAUCUAUUGCUGCUGGUGUGCUGUUUUUUACAGGCUGGUGGAUUAUCAUAGAUGCAGCUGUUAAAUAUCCUCAUAUGGAAGACUUCAACCAUUCCUACCAUGCUUGUGGAGUUAUAGCCACUAUUGCAUUCCUAAUGAUCAAUGCAGUAUCCAAUGGACAAGUCCGUGGUGACAGUUACAGCGAAGGCUGUCUUGGGCAAACAGGUGCUCGCAUCUGGCUGUUUGUUGGUUUUAUGAUGGCUUUUGGGUCUCUGAUUGCUUCCAUGUGGAUCCUCUUUGGAGGCUAUGUUGUUAAAGAAAAACCACUAGUAUACCCAGGAAUAGCUGUCUUUUUCCAGAAUGCAUUUAUCUUCUUUGGAGGGCUGGUCUUUAAGUUUGGUCGCACUGAAGACUUGUGGCAGUGAAUGGGUCAGGGGAAGUGAGUCAGACCUAUGACUUUUUUUACUGCACUGACCUGAUUGGUUUUUGUUUGUUUGUUUGUAAUGCAAUUUUAUAGCUCUUGAAUUAUUGCUAAGGAUAAAAAUGAAAAUAUAAAAUCAUGAGGCAAUACAAUUUCCAUUUUCUGUUCUGUUUAAAACCGUUUUUUACUAUUGGCUGUUGGUUUUAAGUGUUGUAUCAUGUGAGUGAGAUGAAACGCUAAUGGAGAAAGUGUAACAAUGGAAAACACUCGUAUAUUUGUUACAAGUAAAUAUAGAGGAAAAUGUCUGUAUUUAACUAAAUGUUUUGCACUGUAUUUGAGGUCCAAAACUGCAAUUAAAAGUACUUUAAAACAA